GACAAGAUGCUUCGCACCCCCAAGUGCUCAAGGUGCCGGAACCAUGGCUAUCUGGUACCAGUCAAGGGCCAUGCAGGCAAAUGUCGCUGGAAGCAAUGCAUCUGUGACAAGUGCUACCUGAUCACCGAGCGCCAGAAGAUCAUGGCUGCCCAGAAGGUGCUCAAGACCCAAGCUACCGAGGAGCAGGUGGCGACCAUGGGCACCCCGGGUCCCCAGCUGCCUCCUAGGGCUCCAGCGGCGGCAACGGCCACCGCCUCGAGUUCUAGCCUUUGUCCACUGCCUAGGGCGGCUCCGGGAGGUGCUGGGCCAGGCCCUGCGGCCACCUGCUUCCUCGAGAGGCCCCCGCAGGCCCGGAGCCCAGGCCCGAGUGUCUUCCAGCUGGUCCCAAGUGGCCGCCCGGGCCCCAGCACCUUCCAGCCUGGAUCCGGGGCCCCGGGGGGACUGCACGAUCGUUCCCCCGCGUGGCUGCCCCAGCUCAGGCCACAGGCGCCCAGGCCCGAGCUUUGCUGCCCAGAUCAGCACCUGCCAGUGCGCCCCGUGCCCCGACUGCCGUUCGCCGACUACGGGCGCCCUCUGAGAUUCAAGUCUGACCAUGCGGUAAGAGCAGGGUACCCUGAGAGAGAGCCGCUCAAGCAGUGUCCUGCCUGUGUCCCUGUGCCACCCUACCAGCCCUUCCCACUUCCGGAAGGCCAGGAUUCAUCCUCUGCUCUGGGGGUCCCUCAACAAAGAGGCUUCCGGCACGUCUCCUGCAGCCCCUACCAUGGAGGCAGCUUGGUGUCAGAGCCAGCCCGAGACAUGCAGCCAACCUACUGCUCACCACCACCACCACCGCUACCACCUCCCCCACCCCAGCCACUGCAGCCCCACUUCCUCCCACCAGGCUACCUCUCUGCUCUCCACUUCCUGCCACCACCACCGCCACCACCAUCUCCACCAUCUUUCUCGCUGACCAUCCUGUAUGAUACAGACAAGAAGAAUACCAAUGACCAGGAUGAAGAAGCGCCCAGCGAGCCUGGCCAGCACUCUCCCCAGGAGCAGUCCAACUAAGCUGCAGGCCACCUCGAAGGCCACCGGGUGGGGACGGGCAUAUAGGGCAGGGGUUAUUUUUUUCACCAUGUUCAUGUUAUAUAGGGAGGAAGGAUACUGAUAGGUGUAAGAAGGCAGCUAAUUCCGACUUCAAGUUAGAAGAGGAAAGGUGGUUUCCAAGGUUCUCUGGAUCCUGUGUGGGUGUUGAAGUGGUGUGGGAAGGGAGAGAGUGUCUGGGAUAGGCAGGGCCUUUGAAGAGUGGGGGCUGGUGAAACACAAGUUUAGGAAUGAAUUUAACCAUCCUGAGUCAUGUAUGAAAUUCACUUCUAGAGGUGGCCCCUGAUUUCCCCAAGCCUCGCUCAGGACAGAAGGCACCAUCCAGUUCAGCCUUCUGCCCCCUUUGCCUGAUGCCCAGGCCUGGGUACCGCAAACAUCAAGGCUUCCAGACCAUGCAGGGCAGGUGCCAGGGACUGAGAUGCUGACAGCAGGCUCUGCAGCAUCCCACCUCUGCUCAGCCACUCCCCUUGUCUUCUUCCAGAGAGUGGGCAUCCUGAUGACUGAGCCGCUUCACUUCUGAAGCCAUGAUAGGCAUCCUUUCUCAUUUAAAAAUGUAGAUUUUAGUGUUUGAUGUUUUUAUGGUGGGGAGCUCGUGGGCACUGAAGCAGUUCUCAGAGCAUAAAAUGGCAAUUUGUUCUCUGAGGACGGUCAAGUAUUAAAUAAAGAGAGCAUUAGAAA
Messenger RNA from Grammomys surdaster, 1761 nucleotides. RefSeq names its product DMRT like family B with proline rich C-terminal 1 (gene Dmrtb1). The record is from RefSeq and is a predicted model, not a curated record. The transcript is spliced from 4 exons. Gene Ontology annotation, cellular component: nucleus. Gene Ontology annotation, biological process: sex differentiation; germ cell development; regulation of transcription by RNA polymerase II. Gene Ontology annotation, molecular function: RNA polymerase II cis-regulatory region sequence-specific DNA binding; DNA-binding transcription factor activity, RNA polymerase II-specific. NCBI's taxonomy places the organism in Eukaryota, Metazoa, Chordata, Mammalia, Rodentia, Muridae. The coding region runs from base 7 to 1047 and encodes 346 amino acids.